AGCUUGUGAGAGAGAUAAAGACAAUAUUGUUUGCAAAUAGAUCAGAUCACAGUAUAGCUACUAGUGUGUAAUGUCAGGUAGAAACAGCAACAUGGCAAGUCACACUGAUGUGGGUUCACAGAUGUCCUCGCCGAUGGCGUUUAUCUUUGUGUUCAACCUGCUUCUUGGAGCAGGUGCUCUAGCGCUUCCUGCAGCAUUUGCUGACGCGGGCUGGCUUGUAAGCACUGUUCUUCUCGUUAUUCUGUGCUUUGCGAGUUUCGUGUCAGCCUCGUUCAUGUGUGAAGGGAUGGCUAUCGCUAACGUGCUCCAGAACGUGGCCUGUCCUAAGAAAAACGACAAUGUGACAGAAACAGAACAGUUAUUGGCUGGAAGCGCUAAUGAUACAGAAUACUACAGUAACCUGAGUUUACAAAUUUCUCAGUCCCAAGCUUCCCUAGGGGGCUCCAGGUACAGCUUCAGGAUCAGUAAAAGAAUAGAAAUGGCGGAGAUGGCGGAGAUAUUUUUCAACAAAGUUGGUGUGGUGUUGUUUUAUGUGGCAGUUAUAAUAUACCUCUACGGGGAUCUCGCUAUUUACACAGUCGCAGUGCCUAAAUCCCUUGCUAAUGUCAGCUGUAUACCAGAUCUCCGUGAUGAACACAAUGUUACGCUAUGUUGGAACGGAGUCUCCCACGACGCAGCCUACAGAAUAUUUGUUCUUAUCUAUGUCUUGUGUAUAGGCCCCUUUGUGUUUUUCAACGCUCAAAAAACGACACUUCUGCAGAUUUUUAGCUCUAUCCUCAGACACACAUCAUUCUUCAUUAUGGUAGUUAUCGCCAUUGACCGCAUCAUGAAACACAAACACGGUGUCCCAAAACCACAAGAUGUAAAACCAGUCAUCUUCGACAAAAUACCAGAUUUCAUAGGAGUGAGUGUCUACUGUUUCAUGUGCCAGCACUCUCUUCCUUCCUUCAUAACUCCCAUGAAGAACCAGAACAGAGCCACUCCCGUCCUCCUCUCUGCCUUGGCUGCCUGUCUCGGUAUCUACGCUGUCGUCUGCUAUACGGCUACUUUCUCCUUUGAAAACCUUGAGGACGUUUACACGCUGAAUUUUGCAAACUUUGGCGUGAUACCUAUCCGAUAUUUUUUGGAGCUGUACCCGGUGUUCUGUCUGACCGCCAGCUACCCGAUCAUCGGUAUCACACUCAGGAACAAUCUCAAAACUCUUUUUUCCAAAGAAGAAUAUCCCUGGCUCGUUGACAGGGUGGUAUUUCCACUCCUGACGAUAAUCCCACCGACUAUUAUUGGUAUGUGUACGGAGAAUGUGGAGUUCCUGGUCUCGUACACGGGUGCGUUUAGUGGUGCGGCCAUUCAGUACAUCAUACCUGCCUGCUUCGUCCUCCUCGGCAGGAUUAAGAUUAAGGAAGUGUUUGGGAGAGAAGCUUCCUCAGUGAAUAAGAACCACAGUGUGUUCUCUUCUAACCUGUGGCCCGUGGUUCUGUUGGUAUGGGCAGGGUGCUGCAUGGCAUUCGUUUUAUACUACAAAAUAAACGCUGCUUUUUUUUCGGAUAAUUGACUGUAGAUUGAAAACUGCGAUAGUAUAGGGGAUGCAGCGACCAGAACAGUGUUAAAUUUGAAACGUCUGACAUAAGCUGUCAAAUUUGACGGUUGAUUCAGUAGGCUCAUUAUGAUUAACACUAGGCUAGGGGGUGAUUAAUAUCCAGUGUUGGACGUUGGUGUUAGUGUUCGGUACUCACCUUAAUUUUGUAAUGAAUGUUAUUUAAAUAGUUGAAUCAUGUAACAUUUAUGUUAAAUUCAGGUUUUUAAAAGUUUCAGAUUUGAUUUUUAAAAUUUUGUUAGGAUUUAAUUAUCGAGUUUGUUGAUAAUUCUCCAUACUAAAACAACGCUACUGAUUUAGAUUUAUGUGAUGCGAUGCUGGUACGUAGUCAGGGGGGGGAGGAGGAUCUGGGCAAUGGAUGAAAAGAGGCCGAAAAAUUGGUAUCUGCACUCUGCAGUACAGUAAUACUAAUUAGACUAAGGUAUAAUCAGGGGUAGGAAGCGGGGGACUUUACAAUAUGCAUCCCUUCUUCAAACCACACUUACUUCGCAAAUGCUGUCGGCAAGCCUUAAUAUGCAUAUUAAAUCGUAUUAUUUGAAUAGUUUUUGAAAAUGAUCUCUAUGAGUCUAUCGGCACAUUUGACAUUGCUCGGCUAGAGUCUAAACCUUUUACACGAGCAAAAUCGUCAACAAUUUUUAGCGUACUGUAAAUUGUUCGCCAUGUAUUGAUAUCCAUCUGCUAACAGAAUUAGGACAAGAUGCAGCUUUUGUGUUUUGGCCAUCCUGCUAUAAGCUUAUGCUGGUAUUAUCAUUUCGUUUUUGUUUUAAGUACUAAUCAUUUUCUCUGUUCUUGAU
Molecule: messenger RNA, 2388 nt
Organism: Bolinopsis microptera
Lineage: Eukaryota; Metazoa; Ctenophora; Tentaculata; Lobata; Bolinopsidae
Product: transmembrane protein 104-like
Exons: 14
Coding region: 71-1552 (493 amino acids)
Source: RefSeq, a predicted model, not a curated record